Molecule: messenger RNA, 798 nt
Organism: Acytostelium subglobosum LB1
Lineage: Eukaryota; Evosea; Eumycetozoa; Acytosteliales; Acytosteliaceae
Exons: 2
Coding region: 1-798 (265 amino acids)
Source: RefSeq, a predicted model, not a curated record
AUGACAUCAAUGGACGAUGAUGAUGACUUUUAUGGAGAUGAUGAUGAUCAUACUUCACAAAUGAAUAACAGAGAGGCAAUAAGAUCACAGAGUAAUAUAUUCCCUCUUGGUUACCAAGAUGGUAUUGAGAUUGGAAAGGAACAGACAUUGCAACGUGGAUUCAAUGCGGGAUUGACAGAGGCAACACUGAUAGCAUAUAAAUGGUCGUUACUACUUGGUCUAAUAAGUUCAAUGGAUGUAUUCUAUCAUCAUAACAAACAGUUUGCCAAUACUGAACAUACGCCCAAGCUACAAGAUAUGGAGAAUAGACUAAAGACAAUACUGAAUCAACAUUGUUCAACACCUUCAAUCGACUUGCUCAAAUCAAAGUUCAUUGGCUAUACACAUGUGGAUGAGGUGGAGACUACCAACAAACGAUCAAAUGGCUCAUGCUGCUCAGACUCAAACAACAACAACAAUAAUAAUGGCAACAACUGCAAUGAAGCUAAUGGAGACUCAUGUUGCAAGAGUGAGCAAAAGCAACAGCCACAGCAACAAGAUGAUGAUGAUGGAUGCUGCAAAGGAAAUAAUAAGGAUGACGACGCAGGUUGUUGCAAGGUACAAUCAAAGGUCACAUCACCAUCAUCAAAGGCCAUGAGUAGUCCACAUCGAGCACUCACACAGGAGGAUGACAAGGCACUCUUUGAACAACUGUGUAAUGAGUGUAAAUCACUCAUCUCUCUAUUUGGACUGGAUGGCAAUAAGAUUGUCAAUCAAGUACUGGUCAAGCAGUUCAAUGUUAUAAACGCGACUCAAUAG